AGAGAGAGCUGAGAUUAGUUUUCUUUGUAGCAGGAAAAUGGAGAGAAAACUAGCAUUUGUUGUUGUGGUCUUUUGCUGCUUUGCCAUCUCAGGCUGCAACUCAUUGCGAUUGGAGCAAUUCUCUGUCUACAAUCCCUCUCUGAAAGCGGAAACCUUUACUUUCUACAAACUGGGUCUUCAAUGGCCACAGUCAUUCUGUAGAUCUGAUGGUGUCAUUUGUGAUACUUCACCCACACAAUCCUACUUUACAAUCAAGAGCCUCUCCCCACAAUAUAAUCCUGACCAAGAAGUCCCUCCUUAUGCCACCAAUCAGACUCAGACUUGCACUGAUUCCACACCCACAUCUCCUAAAGAUAUUACGCUUGGUCUCUUGGGGCAAAUUCAACCAGAUAUGGCGCAAUAUUGGCCAGAUCUUAUAAACAGCCCACAGAAAAAUCUUGACCUCUGGCAGGACGAAUGGGCGAAGCAUGGGAUGUGUUCUUCAUAUCCGACAGACCCUGUAAAAUAUUUUAAGGUCGCCCUGGAUUUCAUAAAAGCCAACGAUCUCCGAGAUAGCCUUAGCGCUGUAGCUCAAAUCAUCCCAACAAAUAGUCGCACUUACAGUCGCUACGAUUUCUCAAACGCUAUUACAAGGGCGCUACAAGUGUUUCCUGAGAUUUAUUGCUCGACAGACGUGAGAGGACAAGUACAGUUGGAAGAGAUUCGCAUUUGCAUUGGAAUCAGUGGCACUCUCGCAGAUCUCAAAGAUUGUCCAACGCGAUUCAGAGGCUGCGAUUCCAAUGCACAAUUACAUUUCCCUGCUGCUCCAUGAGGGUUCACCAAGCAAUAGCAUCUCCAUCUCCGGCAUGCCUCCAUCUAUCUAUCUAUCUCUCUAUAUAUGAAAUAAUGCCUGCCUAUACGUGCGGCAGCUGGAUGCAUGCCAGGAGAAAGCCAUGUGUCUGCAUGUAGUUUAAGUUUAAGUAAACAACUUGUCAUAACGAUCGAGUUGGUUGUGUGUGUGUUGUAUGAUGGUCACAAGCUUCUACUAUGUUUUGUGGUAUAUUAAAUAAAAGUUAAAAAGGAGAUUGAAUCUCUCCUUUUUGUUAAAAA
This is a messenger RNA of Tripterygium wilfordii, 1089 nucleotides long. Its product is annotated as ribonuclease 1-like. Gene Ontology annotation, cellular component: extracellular region. The transcript is spliced from 3 exons. Bases 38 to 811 code for a protein of 257 amino acids. The record is from RefSeq and is a predicted model, not a curated record. NCBI's taxonomy places the organism in Eukaryota, Viridiplantae, Streptophyta, Magnoliopsida, Celastrales, Celastraceae. Gene Ontology annotation, biological process: RNA catabolic process. Gene Ontology annotation, molecular function: ribonuclease T2 activity; RNA binding.